UCCGCUGCGGCCACCCGACGCGCCCCGAGACGCGGCGGACGCGGCUGGACCCCCGGCGGGCGCCGCUGCGGGCCGCGGACACUCCGCACGGACGGGGCGGGCGGCGCCCAGGGGCGCCCGGGAGCCCAUGGGGAGCCGGCCCCGCCGGAGCCCCGCGUCUGAGCUGCGGGCAGAGGGGCGGCGGGGACCAUGACCUCGGUGUGGAAGCGCCUGCAGCGCGUGGGCAAGCGGGCCGCCAAGUUCCAGUUCGUGGCCUGUUACCACGAGCUGGUGGUGGAGUGCACCAAGAAAUGGCAGCCGGAUAAGCUGGUGGUGGUGUGGACCCGGCGGAACCGGCGCGUCUGCUCCAAGGCCCACAGCUGGCAGCCGGGCAUCCAGAACCCGUAUCGGGGCACCGUGGUAUGGAUGGUCCCCGAGAACGUGGACAUCUCUGUGACCCUCUACAGGGACCCCCACGUGGACCAGUAUGAGGCCAAAGAGUGGACGUUUAUUAUCGAGAAUGAGUCCAAGGGGCAGCGGAAAGUGCUGGCCACGGCCGAGGUGGACUUGGCCCGCCACGCGGGGCCGGUGCCCGCCCAGGUCCCGCUGCGGCUGCGGCUGAAGCCCCGGUCGGUGAAGGUGGUUCAUGCCGAGCUGAGCCUGACGCUGUCGGGCGUGCUGCUGCGUGAGGGCCGUGCCACCGACGACGACAUGCAGAGCCUGGCCAGCCUCAUGAGCGUGAAGCCCUGCGACGUGGGCGACCUGAAUGACUUCGCCGAGAGCGACCAGGAGGAGACCCCCGAGGGCCGGGCCCGGGGCACCCUGCCAGGCCGGGGCGCUGCCCUAAAGCUGGGGCAUAUCCCAGAUCCUUCUCUGGAGCCGAAGACCCUUUGCAAAGUGGAGGAGGGCCAGGGCCAGCCCCGGCAGGCAGUCACCAGCCCCUCCAGCGCUGAGGCCGCCAGCCCGGCCCCUGUCAGUUCCAGCCAGUCGCUGCUGGAGUGGUGUCAGCAAGUCACUGCCGGCUACCGGGGCGUCCGUGUCACCAACUUCACCACCUCCUGGCGCAACGGAUUGGCCUUCUGUGCCAUCCUGCACCGAUUCUACCCGGACAAGAUCGACUACGCCUCCCUAGAUCCGCUCAACAUCAAGCAGAACAACAAGCAGGCCUUUGAUGGUUUCGCGGCGCUGGGCGUGUCGCGGCUGCUGGAGCCCGCGGACAUGGUGCUGCUGUCGGUGCCCGACAAGCUCAUCGUCAUGACGUACCUGUGUCAGAUCCGCGCCUUCUGCACGGGGCAGGAGCUGCAGCUGGUGCAGCUGGAGGGCGGUGGGGGCACGGGCACAUACCGCGUGGCGGGCACCCAGCCCAGCCCGCCCGACCCCCUGGACCCGCUGGACGCGGGCGACCUGGCGCAGCGGCUGCGCGAGCACCGGGUUGAGUCGCCCCCGGAACCCUCAAAGCCGACGGAGCCGGAGCCCCGCGCCGACACGGCGCCCUCCCAGGAGCCCCCAGCGGCCGCCCCCGAGGCUCGCCCAGCGGAGCCUCCUCCAGCCGACGGACCCCGGACGGCGUCAGCCCCGGCCGAAGGGCUGGUGAACGGAGCGGGGGCGCCGGGCGUGAAGCUGCGGCGGCCGUCGGUGAACGGCGAGGCGGGCCCGGUGCCCCCGCCGCGCGCCCACGGCUCCUUCUCCCACGUGCGCGACGCCGACCUGCUGAAGAAGCGCCGCUCGCGGCUGCGGAACAGCAACUCCUGCUCGGCCGAGGACCCCGACGCCGCGGCCACGGAAAGCCUCAGCUCUGACCCUGGCUCUGACCCUGGCUCCCCCACAGCCGCAGCCCCCAAACCGGCUCCUGAUGGGAGCCCCCCGUUGGAGGAGCCCCCCCCAAGCCCCGGGGAGGAGGCUGGGCUGCAACGGUUCCAGGACACGAGUCAGUACGUGUGCGCGGAGCUGCAGGCGCUGGAGCAGGAGCAGCGGCAGAUCGACGGGCGGGCGGCUGAGGUGGAGACGCAGCUGAGGAGCCUGAUGGAGUCGGGGGCCAACAAGCUGCAGGAGGAGGUCCUGAUUCAGGAGUGGUUCACUCUGGUCAACAAGAAGAACGCGCUGAUCCGGAGGCAGGACCAGCUGCAGCUGCUCAUCGAGGAGCAGAACUUGGAGCGGAGGUUUGAGCUGCUGAGUCGGGAGCUGCGUGCCAUGCUGGCCACUGACGACUGGCUGAAGACCACAGCGCAGCAGCACCGUGAGCAGCUCUUACUGGAGGAGCUGGUGUCACUGGUGAACCAGCGCGACGAGCUGGUCCGGGACUUGGACCACAAGGAACGGAUCGCCCUGGAGGAGGACGAGCGCCUGGAACGUGGCCUGGAGCAGCGGCGUCGCAAGCUGAGCCGGCAGCUGAGCCGGCGGGAACGCUGCGCGCUGAGCUGAGGCCGCAGCGCCGUUGGUCCGCGCCGUCGGCUUUGCUGGACCCCGCGGGAGACCCCGCGAUGCUGCGCCCGCCCGUCGCCCCGAGAGGGGAAGGCGGGGUACUCGAGCCCGGCGGGGCGAAGCCGUCGGGGGACCUCGCUGGGCGCUGCCCAGUCCUAUUUAUUCGUCCGUUUGUGCGUGUGUGUUUGUGUGUGUUCGUGGGGCCGCGUGGGGAUGGGCAGGGGCCUCGGGCGUCCUGCGGAAGCCGUCCCGCCGCCAGCCCGGGGACUGGGGUGCCCGCUGCUGCGCCCUCUCCCGUUCUCUCCUUCCAGUUCCUCCAGAGCAAUAAAG
Messenger RNA from Sorex fumeus (smoky shrew), 2730 nucleotides. RefSeq names its product EH domain binding protein 1 like 1 (gene EHBP1L1). Bases 190 to 2400 code for a protein of 736 amino acids. The transcript is spliced from 19 exons. Gene Ontology annotation, molecular function: protein binding. NCBI's taxonomy places the organism in Eukaryota, Metazoa, Chordata, Mammalia, Eulipotyphla, Soricidae. The record is from RefSeq and is a predicted model, not a curated record.